CACCAUCACCGACCUUGGCGUCACUCUGCAAUGGCGUCCAUGACUAUUCCCACCGAUAUCAGCAAUACGACGCUGAUCAUCUUGGCCAGCAACAUGUCUACGCCACAGCCUCAGACUCCGCGUCGCAUUGCCGUCGAGGGCUUACGAUCAGAUGGUGACAUCAAGUCCUUUCGACGUCGACUGCCCACGAUCCUUGCCUCAAACGAUACGUCGAUGGCCGUCGACAUCUUCUUUAAGGGAAGCGGCGAGCGAUCCAGCGCGGGUGUCCCCAGUGGCAGCAAGGACAAGUUUGAGAAGCGUGUUCGAGAUUGCCUCGAUGCCGGCAAGCCCAUGUCCAUCAACUAUCGUCUCCGUCCAAAGGCUGCUCAGCCUACGGGCGCGCAGAGCACGACGACGACGACCACCACCACGCCAGAAAGCAACAAGGAGCCAAUGACCUUUCAGCAAAACCUGGCUGGUCUCGUCAAGUGUAUCAGCGAAUUGCAGACUGAGAAUCGCAAGCUCAAGGCUGAGCUCGCCACCAAGAGUACGCCAGUCUCGGAUGCUCAGCGCAGCAAGGCGUCCGCUGAUCGACCCACUCAAAAACUUGACCUCAAGGAGGAGGCAUCCGGUAUCGCUAAGACGAUGAGCAAGUUCCUCGACGCGUACAGUACACUCAUGAGCCAGGAUGGUAUCAUGCCCGGUCCCGUGGCUCCCAGCGACGUCCCCGUCCCGCCCAGCGCCAGACCUACGCUGCACCCUAACAUCUACUGCGAUGGGCCGUGUGAUUCACAGGUCGAGGGCAUCCGCUUCAAGUGCACUGCAUGCCCCGACUUUGACAUGUGCGAGCCCUGCUACAAAGGUCACCGCAAGGCACACGUCAAGACACACGGUUCCGACCACCUCUUCCUCACCAUUCACGAGCCUCGUCUCUUUGGGAUCGCUGUCCAAACGGCCAGGGCCAAGGAGAUGGGGCAGAAGUCGAAGCCCGCCCAAGACAUGGCUCGAGGGAAGGAGGAGAUGGAGACGAAGGACAAAGUUGCUUCUCCUCCCACCUCUGUCGCACAGCCGCGCGUAGUCAUCGACGUCCUUGACGAGCCCGUGCCUGACAACUCGGAGCUUUCGGCGGAUGAGAAGGUCGAAUUCUCGUCGUCCAUAGCAGCGGCCAUCAACAAUGAAGGCGACAGCUGGCCAUCCCUCGUCAAGAACAUCGUCUGGUUUCUCCACGGCAGCGCGGCCGUGCGCGCCAUCAGUGGCGGCGCCGAGACUCCUGCCGACGACAUCACUCUCGAUCUCGACCGCAUAACACGGGCUCAGGUUCAGCAGGUCAAGAUCUUCCUCCGCGCCAAGGAGGUCGAUAGCGAGCAAGCAGUGGUCCGCGCGCUCCACGAGCAAGCCUGCGGCGAGGGAAAGGUAGAGAGAAGCAGCGAAGCGAGCGAGAACGUCUUCAUGGGCGAGCCAGACGAUGCCGCCGCCGCCACCGGUCGCAACUCCACGACGGCGCCCGCGUCUGCAUCCGUGCCCGCGUUUGUGCCUCUUGGCUACAAGAUGCAGUCCGGCACUUGGAACAGCGAGAUCGUCGAGACCACCGCACAAGGGUGGACGAUACGCAACACGGGUGCCUCGCCCUGGCCGCUCCAAGGCAAGGAUGCAAUUGUAAUCGAUGUCGUGUAUGCCGGCCCACGCUGGCACGGGACUGUGCCUACGACAGAUCUCAUCAAGGGAGGCGACAAGCUUCAGCUGUCAGCGGGCGAGACUCUCUUUAUCGCCCGCCCUGCCGAGGUCCUUGACGAGGCUUUCCUCAGAUUGGCUUACUACCAUCGCAUGGGCUCCUCCUCACCUAACCGAUUUGGCGAGCAGAUUCAUCUCACAGUCAGCGCGUCCCACGGCGAGUCCGCCAUAGAGCCCUCGUCCACGUCACUCUCAAGUUCUUCGCUCCUCACCAUCCCUGUGGCCCCCGAAGAUCACGACGGCUCAGCUAGCCUUGCUCCCGCAACGGACGUCGAUGGCUUCUCCGACGUGACCACUUCCGCCACCCACACCACCAGCGAAAGCCUCCGUAGCCCGGCGCUCAGCAGUGUCCGCUCCUCGGAUGUCGACGAUGAGGAUGACGACGCUUUCGAGCUCAUUGACCGCGCGACGGACGAGGAGAGUGUGGUGUGAAGACACGCGGCGCCGCGCAGCGCACGUGCGUGAGAGCUCCUGGCUGCGGCUGUGUUGUCCUUCAUCUUUGACUCUUACAUUCAAUGACAUCUGCUGACAAUCCGGA
Jaminaea rosea is the source of this 2248-nucleotide messenger RNA. RefSeq lists its product as hypothetical. Gene Ontology annotation, biological process: endosome organization; aggrephagy; mitophagy. Bases 31 to 2142 code for a protein of 703 amino acids. The record is from RefSeq and is a predicted model, not a curated record. Gene Ontology annotation, molecular function: protein kinase C binding; K63-linked polyubiquitin modification-dependent protein binding; zinc ion binding. The transcript has 2 exons. Lineage: Eukaryota; Fungi; Basidiomycota; Exobasidiomycetes; Microstromatales. Gene Ontology annotation, cellular component: amphisome; aggresome.